This is a messenger RNA of Schistocerca piceifrons (Central American locust), 1131 nucleotides long. RefSeq lists its product as uncharacterized. NCBI's taxonomy places the organism in Eukaryota, Metazoa, Arthropoda, Insecta, Orthoptera, Acrididae. The coding region runs from base 1 to 1131 and encodes 376 amino acids. The transcript is spliced from 3 exons. The record is from RefSeq and is a predicted model, not a curated record.
AUGAGGAGGGAGAUCAAGGCGGCGGUUGAGGAACAUAGAAACUGCGACUGGGCUGACCUAGUCGCCACCCUCAACCCACAGGACGGCAAUGCUUGGCGAGUCGUCAAGUCUUUCCUGCGCCGGCGGCAGCAAGUCCCACAGCUGCAGGCUGGGCAGAUGGUCGUCUGCAGUCCAGACGGGAAAGCAGGAUUGUUGGCCGACCACUUCGAGUCGUCGUUCACCUCAGUGGAUGACAAUCUCGAUGUGGCCCACAUUGUGGAGGAAGAGCUCCCCAUCUUCCUAGCAGCGGAGCCCACAAUCUACCCAGCCAGGGGACAGCCGGACGUGCUCGAUGUCACAGUCAUAAAAGGCAUCGGGCACCACACGACCGCCUCCACAUGGUGUGCACUGUCGUCAGACCACCUGCCGGUGGUCUUCGACAUAGAUGUCGCCGGAGCCACACUGCCACCACGCCGACAGACGUACCGGCGCAUGGACUGCGAGCGCUUCCAGGAGAUGGUCUUGGAAUCGAUCGUGAACACACCCGAUCCAGACUGCGUGUCCUCUCCCGCCACCUACUGGCUCAGGGACUUCUCCCGCAACCUACCGCCUCCGAUAUGGAAAGCAAUCAGGGAGAAGAACAGGCUGUUCCGGGAGUGGCAGCUCACCCGCCAACCUGCGACGGAGCGACGCCUCAAUCGCAUGCGGAGAGACAUCAAAGCAGUGGCUGAGGUUCACAGGAACAGCGUGUGGUCGGCCUUCGUCGCCUCCCUCAACCCAGAGGACGGCAGCAUCUGGCACACGGUGAAGUCGUUCCUGCGCCGACGACAGCGCAUACCACCAAUACUGUUUGGGCAAGACGUCGUCUGCAGCCCAGACGGAAAAGCAGGUGUCCUGGCGGACCAAUUCCAAUUGUCAUUCACCCCGGUGGACGACAAUCUGGAUGAAGACCACAUCCAACGGGUAGCCGAGCAACUCCCAGUGUUCCUGGAGGCAAGGGACGACUGGGACGUCAUUGAAGCCAUCUCCAAGGCGGAGGUGGCCGCACAGCUGAAGGCGCUCAAUACUAGGAAGGUCAGAGGUGCUGAUGGGGUCACCAACCACCUGCUGAGGAACCUUCCAGCAAACCCCUCAGGCCAAUUCGUACCGUGA